Mytilinidion resinicola is the source of this 1142-nucleotide messenger RNA. RefSeq lists its product as uncharacterized. NCBI's taxonomy places the organism in Eukaryota, Fungi, Ascomycota, Dothideomycetes, Mytilinidiales, Mytilinidiaceae. The transcript has a single exon. The coding region runs from base 168 to 779 and encodes 203 amino acids. The record is from RefSeq and is a predicted model, not a curated record.
GCUGACUACUGCAGACAGCAAAUGGACGACGAGCUUCUCGACGAGCGCUUCCAGCCUUGCGCGUGCAACACCCGACGCCGUGUUCCAGUGGCCUGUCCCAAUAAUAUCGGCUCGAUUAUUGGGACGAAUCGUGACUGAAUCAUGCGCGGUCUUAAUUAGUGUCCAGCAUGCUGGCGAAACGCCUCCGCAAACUCUCCCACUCCCAGCCUUUCGCUCACCUCCCCGAACCGGAAACGAUAGUCUGCAAUCCAACGACAUCCGCCGCCUGCCAGGCUGCCUGCACUGACUCUGGAGACCCUUCGGCUUCCCAUGCAAGGAGCAAUCCACAGUCAUCUUCUGCCGCCUUGUGCUGUCCAUCUCCACCCGGACACCCAAAUCAUCGAGGCCAGCAACCAAACCGGCGCUGCUUCCGUCCACAGUGCGUCGUCAGCCCGGAUCGGCCAGGGCCACGGUUUAACGUCGAAUUUCCAGCAGUCCGGGCUUGCAUCAACCGGCCACAAAACACCAACUCAAACGCCGGCACCAGCAUGACCUCGUUCACUCAUUGCCCGUUUGUGCAUCAGGGCAUCAGAACGCAAGCGGUGAUGACCUCGGCACGUCCGCGUAGUAGGGCAGGCCUGGCAGGUAAAGUUGUAAACCCAUGCCGUCACGCAUACAGCCUGCACCACCUAGGUACUCCACGUCUUGAUAGUUGCACCGCUAGACUGGCUAGACAUCCGUUGUUGCAAAAGCAAGAUGCCGCAAGCAACCGCUAUAUCGCGGCUAGACUUGCGGAAUAAGUUGCACUGGUGUGCAUGCACCUAGACAGCCAUCAGCCCACCCAAAACCCUCAUCCUUGGACACGUUUCUUUAUUGCGAAAGUGGACGGAGCAUCUCGAUCGCUUUUGUUAUCUUGCGCUGAUCAAUCUCUGAAGUACGGCUGCGCACACCGGUCAACGCCUUCGUGUUACAGUUCGAGAUCUCUGCAAGCCGGAUCACUCUGUCAUAUUCCGUAUCCCUACCAGCAAAUCUGCGGCCACUCGAUCCGGCGCCACAGAGGAGUUGUUUCCAGUCUUACAUCAACCUAUUCCCAGUCAAACAUGUUUCUUGUAGCACCGCGAAACCCGCAACGGAUCACAGGCGCCCCUUCACUCAGACAAGAC